AUGAAAAGUGUUGCAACAUUCAUUGAAUUAUUUCAGGGGCUAAAUUACAAGUUAUCAGAGAAGAAGUUGAGUUCGUCAGGAACAAUAAGCUUGAGCAAAAGGGAAAUCUUUGGCAUCAACGCUUCGCUUAAUGAUUUGACUGUCAGUACUCCAGUAAUCUCAAGCCAACUCGAAACAAUACGGGUGUGCAUUGGUGACUUGUGCAAUUAUAUAUAUUACGAGGACGAGUAUGAAGAAAGGAUCAGCUACUUUUUGAUACAUUUGCACUUGAACCAGUUCAUGAGACACCACUUUUGUGAUCUCAUCAAGUCAUUGUGGCCCAUUCUUGUGAAGGUGAACACCCAAGUUCGCGAUUUGGCCCUUCUUCAUAAGCUUAUUGAAGAUUCGUUAAGUAAUACCCCUUGUUGGAACUGGUUGAGCUCGGCAAUAUUGGCAAAAAUAGCUACAAAUGAUUUUACCGUCACUUUAUUGAAGGAGGUGCUAAAUUCACGAGAAAACUUGGCAAAAUUUGAACGUAUGAAGUACCUUAAUAGAGACUUCACGUCCUUGAUGAACCUAAUUGAAUUGUUGGUGACUCUCGAGAUGGAUACAGCCUUUCUUCCUGGGUUAACAACACCGUACAUAAAAUACAUUGAAACCAUCAAUCCCCAUUUCAAAAAUUUAAUCCAAUGCCUGAUUGAGUCGAACAUUGACGAAUUGGCGAGCUUAUAUUGCUAUGCGCAGCCCAUUGAUCGAUAUUUAUUACAUGUUUGGGUUGAAUCAGAGCAAGAAUUUCUCUGUCAUCAUAUCAAUCUCAAAUGCCUCAAGUCGUUCAGAACAUUUCCAAACUUGAUUGUAAAACUAAACCUUUCGUGUGUUAUGGGUCCAAAAACUAGAUCGAAAAGGAUGCCCCCAGAGACUUUCAUUACGUCAUUUGCGGUUAGGCUUUCCAAUGGAUCUGAUGAAAAGAGCUUGAAUAUACAGUUGCAAAUGAAGGAUGUGUUACACUUCAACUGGCUAGUGCAAUAUUUGAAGUCGCUUCAAAAGAAGAGAAAAUUGGCUGUCAACACGGUGCUGGAAAGCGAGAUACCACACAUCAGCAAGACAAGUGUCGUAGAUGAGAAGGCUAGACUUCAAAGCUUUGAGGCUCGCAGAAGCAAAAGUGUCUACCAAACAGUCGGUCAUAACAGUAAUUCUUCUAACAAGAGAAAGAAGCUUUCAGACGAAUGGGAUUUGACACUGGAUUGUGAAUCCUCAUUUGAUAAAACCGGAACCUUCAACCUGAAACAAGUACUGAAUAGACUGCAUAAGCAGGGGAGCAAUAUAUUGCAAACUGGUGAGAUCAGCAAAGGUUUGCUUGAGGAAAAUGAAGUUGGUGCCAACAAUAAUAGAAAGGAAAAGAGCGAAGAAAACACAGCUUGGACAUCUGAAGAUAGGGAACAUGGAAAUGUGUCCAGACAUAGACCUGCCCAUCUUGACGCAUCAUAUCGGCUAACUCUGCAAGAAGUGGAUGGUGCAGGCUCUUCCACGAAUUUGUUUGUUCCAACAGACAGCUCGAAGCUUGGGCAGAGUGAAUCGCUGCUGAUAGUUCUUGCCCCAAAGGAGCGUAUCAGUAGAGUGGUUAAAACUCAAGCGUCGUUGAUUCUCGAUACCCAAGCACCUGUUCGGACUUCGACUCCUAUCAAUGCCGAGUUUACGGAAUUCCCCACGACAACAGAUAAGACAUCAGAUACUGAGGGAACUAUUGACGUAAUGCAAGAUGCCUUGAGAUUAUUCUCAUCUAAUUUGGUGAACAAAUUAAAAAGAAUUGAAUUCGAAGUGCUUCACAGGAGAAAUGACUUGCAGGCUCUGGUUGACGACGAGUACAAUAAAAUAGAACACAUGCAGCGUGCAAAGUUGAAAGAAAUACAAGAGUACUGCAAAAGUGAAUUAGAUAAAAUUGUAUGA
Lodderomyces orthopsilosis Co 90-125 is the source of this 1926-nucleotide messenger RNA. RefSeq lists its product as uncharacterized. The record is from RefSeq and is a predicted model, not a curated record. Bases 1 to 1926 code for a protein of 641 amino acids. Lineage: Eukaryota; Fungi; Ascomycota; Pichiomycetes; Serinales; Debaryomycetaceae. The transcript has a single exon.